Molecule: messenger RNA, 4139 nt
Organism: Zerene cesonia (dogface butterfly)
Lineage: Eukaryota; Metazoa; Arthropoda; Insecta; Lepidoptera; Pieridae
Product: modular serine protease-like
Exons: 15
Coding region: 137-2179 (680 amino acids)
Biological process (GO): proteolysis
Cellular component (GO): membrane
Molecular function (GO): serine-type endopeptidase activity; protein binding
Source: RefSeq, a predicted model, not a curated record
UAAGAGCGCGUACACGCGUUUACACGGGGAUUCGUAGCGAAAGAGUUUAAAAAUAUAUAUAUGUAUAACAAACUUUAAUAUAACAAUUAAUAUUGUAUCUAUAUGUGUUCGGUUCAUUAAUGGUUGUGCCAUCAAUAUGGUAGCUUAUCAACUUCUUAUCUGUUUUGUUGCAUCGACCCUCAUAUUAUCUUCUGCCAGCGCCAGUGUCCUCGACAAGUCUUGGUACAGUGAUCCCCACAACGAUGAUGCGUUAUCACGACCGAGAAGACAAAGUUAUGACUGCAGUGACGAAGAGUUCCAAUGCUUGGACGGCAGUUGCAUCGGCUUGGCGCAGAAGUGCGACGGUAAAGUGGACUGCCGGAAUGGGGACGACGAACGCGCCUGCCGUAUAAAAAAUAUAAACAAAUGCAACGACGGCACUGAAAUAUCCAUCGACCAAGUGUGCGACGGUAAAGUGAACUGCCCGGACCGCAGUGACGAGUCGCACGCGCUUUGCAGGAAGAUGCAGUGUCCAGACUACCUGUUCCGCUGCACGUACGGCGCGUGCGUGGACGGGCUGGCGCCGUGCAACAACGUGACCGACUGCGCCGACAACUCCGACGAGCUGCUGCCCAGGUGCAGGAAGGAGAGUAGUAUAGUCGGUGACAAAUUCAAAUGCGAGAACGGCGAAAGGAUAGACCUGUACCUCACGUGCGACGGCGUGUCGCACUGCGCCGACGGCUCGGACGAGCAGCUGCGCGCGUGCGCCGCCGCCGUCUGCGCCGACAACCUGUUCCAGUGCGCGUACGGCGCCUGCGUCGACGAGGGCGCCGACUGCAACGACAUACAAGAGUGCGCGGACGGCUCGGACGAGGACGCGUUGCUGUGCAAGCGGACAACCACCACAACCAGCACCACCACCACCACAACCGCCGAACCGGAUGUUCAACCGCAAGCCUGCGUCCUCCCGCAGCACCCCAAGAACGGUGUAUUCCGCUCAAACGUCAUAUACCUGCAGGACGCGCAGACCACACUCAUAUACGUGAAUACGACUUGCUACCAAGGGUACAAGAUUGUGGGGGAUGAGACCUUCCUGUGCAGUAACGGCGUCUGGUCAGUUACUUCGUUCCCCAAGUGCAUGAGGGCGUGCAAGCUGGAGCCGUCGGACAGCGUGGUGUACCGCUGCCUGUUCGCGGAGUGGGACGGCGCGGACGGCACGCGCGACUGCGGCGCGGAGGAGGUGGAGGGCGCGCUCGUGCAGCCCGAGUGCCGCCGCCCCAACUACUUCAGCUCCACCGACCUGCCCUACAUGCUGUGCGCUGACGGCGCCUGGAACUAUCGCCCCAAGUGCAACCCCGAGUGCGGCACGCUGACCCCGCGCGGCACCCCGCUGAUCCUGGGCGGGCAGGUGGUGGAGCGCGGCGAGGUGUCCUGGCACGCGGGCAUCUACUGGAAGAACAUCAGCCCGGCCGGCACCGCGCACGAGCAGAUCUGCGGCGGCUCGCUCAUCAGCGACUCCGUCGUGCUGUCCGCGGCGCACUGCUUCUGGAACCCGCAGCACGGGCAGCUGCCGAGCUGGCAGUACGCGCUGGCGGUGGGCAAGCUGCACCGCGCCUGGGACCACCCGGCCGACGCGCUCUACGCGCAGAAGCGGAACAUAAAAGAGAUAGUGCUGUCGGAGCGCUACUUCGGCGCGGCCAUCAACUACCAAUACGACAUGGCCGUGGUGGCGGUCAGCGAGCCGUUCUACUACCGCACCUACAUACGCCCCAUCUGCCUGAGCUUCGACCCCGCCUUCAACGAGGAGCAGCUGAGGGCCGGCAACCUCGGCAAGGUGGCUGGCUGGGGCCUCACCACGGGGCACAAGGGCUCGGAGUCGCCCACGCUCAAGGUGCUGGACGUGCCGUUCGUGCCGUUCGACGAGUGCUUCAAGAAGUCGCCGCAGCAGUACGUGGAGUUCCUGUCCGCGGACAAGAUCUGCGCGGGAUACGGGAACGGCACAACAGUAUGCAAGGGCGACAGCGGCGGCGGGCUCGGCUUCCCCGCGACGGUGCAGGGCACGGUCAGGUACUUCCUGCGCGGCAUCGUGUCCACGAGCCCGCCCUCGGACGACGGCACCCUCUGCAACCUGUUCGCGCUGACCAGCUUCACUGAGGUCAUUAAGCACGAGUCGCUCAUUAAAAAGUAUUGGUACGUGUAGCGCGUUACCACAGACACGAAGAGAACAUAGAGAACAUAGAGUAUAGAGCGUAGAGUGUAGAGGGGAGAUGAAAAGGUUGACCUGCGUGUUGUGUGUUGAUAUGGACUAUAUAUGGGGUUUCGCAACUUGCAAAUGUCGGGAAAUGUGUGUUUUGAACAUCAUAUUGCGGUUUAUUCUCGAAUGAUUUAUGGUAAUUUUCAAAAAUUGACGGGAAAAGAAAGACUACUCACAAAAAAAAAAGUUGAGGUGCCACACACAUACACAGAAUGUAGGCAAUAAUUGUCUAUGGCUCAAAAAAUGGUUGUGUAUUUUGAUUAUGCGUGCGACAGUCGCAGUCCAUUUAUAUAAUGUUAUUUUGCGAUAAUUUGUAUGUUACAUGUCAUUCUCAUUUUUUGUCGAUAGUCUUGAUUUAUGGUUUAUGAUAUUUUAUGCAUUGUAUACUAUAAUAUAAUUAAACGUAUGAAACUUUAUUACUUAUUAAUAUAGAAUAUAAGACUAAAUACUAACUUAUAUCCCUAUUUGAUUAAGUAUUGUAGCUCAAAUGGAAUGUAAUGUUUUUCUGUACGUUCGGCGCCAAAUUAAAUUAGCGUCGUCGUCAUUAUUUCAACGAACAUUACCAACAUGAUAUAAUAUGUAACCUCAUACUCAUGUUUACCUAGUAUAAAGACAAAAGAUGAUAUGAGAGAGAGAGAAAUAGAAAAUUUUAUAAAAACACGAUAGUGUUGUCAUAAAAUCGGUUGCAUAAUAUUUCAACUUCUCGGUGACUACUAAAAAAGGAACAAUGUCCAUUUCAUUGUUUGCCAUUCUAAUAUAGUUUAUAUAUUUAGGUAAUAAAGAAAAGGUUUAAAAGGUUUAUAAGGUAAGGCUUGCCUAUGUCAUCGUACACAAUAAAAUCAGUUGGAUUAUAAUGUAACGAGAUUGUCAAAGAAUUGUGAUCUGUAAUACAAUCGCUUGCCAUUUAAUGUAUUAUUAUAUUUUAUCGUAUGCACAUUUCACAAUAUAUACGAUUUCACAUCGAUAGACUUAGAUUAUAAUCUAUCGUAAAAUAAUGCGUUAAAUUCCAGCAGUACCAUUUUUUGACAAAUUAUAACUUUUCCGAUGAGUUAGCAUAUUUACAUAAAAAAAUAAAGACAUGCAGAUUUUAAAGCGUGAUUCCAUAAGCAUUUGACCUUAUUUUCAUUCCAAAUUUUUUUUUUUUGCUCACAAUGGUUGUAAAAGAGGUUGUCUAAAUGUACUAAUAAUAAGAGACAAGAUUUGUUUGUAUCUAAGAAUGUUUGUAACGAUUUCACACAAAAAAUGCUAGACCGAUUUUUUUAAUUCUUUCACCACUGGAAAGCUGCAACUACACCGAGUGACAUAGACUGUAUAUGUACCACGAAGCUGGGGCGAACAGCUACUAUGAUAUGAUUUACAGAAACAUUAUAUAAUAAAAUCUUACAAUACGUAUGCGUGCUUAUUUUAAAGAUAGUUUCUAAUAAAAUAUUGUUCUAGAGAACAAUAAAUGGUGCUCAAGGUAUAGGAGAUUGUUUGUACAAUCAGCUGUUUAUAAAAUGGCUUCGAUUUUAGUUUGUAAAUCUAAUUUAAAACCAAAAAUACUCUUCUUGCCAAUAUAGCAAAUUUACUAUACAUAGUUUGUUAUUAAUCCACGUAAUUAAAAUAUAUAUGUGUGGAUACUAUAAGUAUCAUUAUAAUUUUAUAUACUAUUUCGCGAAGAAGACAUAUUAAGUUUAAGUCAUUAAAUAAAGAUUUCAGUCAAGAAUACGUUCGUAUAUAAGUUUGUCUAUGACAUUAUCGAGUUUGUCUAUAUGGUGACAAAAUACAUCACCUUUAAGUCCAAAUAAUUUUUUUUGUAAUAGUAAUCAACUAUAAACAAAAGAGAUAUAAUUGUUACGAAAUGUUAGCUUUUGACAUAGUUAUAUGUUAUGAUAUAAAUGUAUGUUUCCUAUGAGAUACAAUAUUA